Molecule: messenger RNA, 2124 nt
Organism: Rhizoctonia solani
Lineage: Eukaryota; Fungi; Basidiomycota; Agaricomycetes; Cantharellales; Ceratobasidiaceae
Exons: 16
Coding region: 1-2124 (707 amino acids)
Source: RefSeq, a predicted model, not a curated record
AUGUCCGAGACCGUGUAUAAUAUUACGAUACCUAAUACAUCUCCGAUGGUCACCUACUCUCCAUACGUGACCAAUAGUGCCAACUCGGGUGGAUGGCAAAGUAUGUGUCCAACUAAUGUCGUCAGCGGUAACGGUACGAGUUCGUGGAUAUGCGACCCCGACAGUGCGCACACAACAAGCUCAUUCAAAGCAAGUUUUGAGCUCUCUUUUGAGGGAGUGGGUAUCCAUCUUAUAGGCAACACAACUAACAACCUAGGAUACGAUAUCUCACUCGACGGUCUCCAUUUCCCUGGUACUUUUCGUUCCAAUACACAAUCUCUGUACUCUUCGGUUGAUCUAAAGCCUGGUCCACAUACCAUUAGUCUCAUGGUCCGACGACCCGCUUCGGCCAGUAAUCCCGGUUCUCUCACGCUAAAAGAGGUUGUAGUAGACGUAGGAAGUGGACAUACCGGAGCGACAGUGAUAAAGAAGGUGAUAGACGAUGUAGACCCAAGCAUCGAGUACUAUGCACCUCCCGGAGGGAACUGGACGAUUGGGAAUGCCUAUCCUCGGACCACUCAGCCAGAAGGGAUUAGGAGCUCCACAUAUCAUGAUAGCUAUUGGGCGAAUGCCACUGCAACGAUUUCAUUUAAAGGAGGCACUGGAAUUUCGGUCUACGGAGCGUGCUAUUCACAUUCACGAUAUGCUGCGUAUUCUGCAUCUAUGGACGGUUCGGAAGAGAUUCAACAUGAUGGCACCAUAAAUCUAUAUUCUAUUGGCGGGGAUGUAAAACAACGAGCAGGAAAUUGUCUACGAUAUUUCAAGAAUAAUCUCGAUGCAGACAAAGAUCAUGAGCUCGUGCUCAGAGUAAAAGAUCCAGGGCGACUCGCUGUAGAUUGGGUAGAAGUGUUCACCGUCGAAGGAGGCGAUGCAUUCGCCAGUGGAGGCCAAGGAGGCGGUGGCUCCAAUGGAAUACGUAACAGCCCCAAGGUCGCCAUAAUAGCAGGUGUUGCUUCCGGCGCAAUCGUCCUCCUGCUAGCGCUCUUCACGCUUCUCAUUUGCCUUCGACGAAAACAAACCGAACCGCAGGAAAUCAUGACCCCAGCUCCAAAUCAAACGGGCCCUUCGAGCCGAGGAGACACAUCGUUCAUCAGCACACCUUUUGCACCUGGCUUACCGCACAUGAGGACUGAUUCACACGGGGCCUCGGGCAUGUAUACAUGGCCGCAGCACCAGACUCUUGCACCAAGUACGGCAAAGCGUCGCCAAGGAGGUACAACGGCACGAUUAUUUCAUCAUUCGGGUGUUACGCCGCUGGCCUCUCCAGGACUAGGAUCGUCGUCUAGCUAUACAGAGAGUACUGUUUCAGGGCCUGGAUGGCCUGAUUCUGCUGGGUAUCAGAUAAGUACAUUUAAUCACGGCGCACCUCUUGGUCCACACGGAACCGGGUCCGGUCGAAUCUGGUCCCUUCCCAGCAUGAUAGUUCCGCUUGCGUCCUUCCUAGUUUGGAUCACUGUUGCAUAUGGAUGGACCUAUGCGGAAAGCGGAAUCGCGACGAUGACCCAUUAUACCAUGAACGUGGGUACUAUUGCCGCAUGUGGAUGCACAGGAGGAAGUACGUAUUAUCCAACCGCAGCUCUAUCGUCUCUCGCAUAUGGAAGUGAUGGGUCUGUGGGAUUUGGGCCAAGUUGUGGACGAUGUUUCAAUCUCACUCUCUUGAAUACGUUUCUUUCUACACCUCCGUUUUAUCCCAACCCUACCAAAUCGAUUGUGGUCAAAGUAACUGACCUAUGUCCUUCUAUCUCUGGGUGGUGUGAUGCUACAGAGUCAAAGCCCAACGACGGAGGUGCUUGGUUGAAUUUUGAUCUUGUCUGGCCCUCCGUCGCAAUACCCGAGGACUGGUUUCCCCAUAAUGAAUCUUUUUAUGGAUACAAGGACUUUGGUGUAUGGAACGUGAGCUAUCAAUCUGUUCUAUGCGCCGACAAUUGGGCAGGUGGCCAUGAUCCCGCCGCGCUUGGGAGCGUGAACAACCUGGGAGAUAGUGUCUGUUGUCCAGCAGAUCCGUUAGCCCCGAAUGGGACAAUCUGUCCGUCAAGUGGCCCUGCUCCCGAUACUGGAACUUCCGGUGCACCGGAUGAAUAUUGA